UGAGCGAUAAAAGCGUUGCCAUGUGGCACGUAGCAGGCCAUACGCGCCUUUCGGAUUAGUUAUCCACCAAAUAUUAGGGGAUGCUGAGUUUCUAACAAUGGUUCGACAUAUUCCUCGUUACCAAUCGCGGGACGUCAUAGUUCUCACGUCAUUUUCAACCUAUUCGUCGUUCGUUUUCUUCGUCCAGGACCUGCCAAGCUGUAGCAGGCGUUAUGACGUUUGCGUUUAUUUCGGUCUAUUAGUAUUUCCCAUACUUUACAUUCCUCUUCGACACGAGCGGAUUAAACAAGAGAUUGAAUUUUAUUUUACUACGUGGAGCGAUUUCCGCCUUUGCUCUAAAUUGCAUUUCUCGACAUUUUCCAAUUUUGGUGAUGGUGAUGUAGAUACCUAGGGUCGCUUUCUUCCUCUCGUCAUUUCGUCCAUGUUUCUGUUGGCUAAAUUUGAACCAACCAACUAUACACGGACCGGAAGUUCUCCCAUCGAAGUCAGGAUUUUCGUCAUCUCCUGUCCCCAUUCCUGUUUCCUUUUUUUUUUCCUCCUUUUCCCAUUUCCUC
Messenger RNA from Daldinia decipiens, 554 nucleotides. RefSeq lists its product as uncharacterized. The record is from RefSeq and is a predicted model, not a curated record. Bases 98 to 391 code for a protein of 97 amino acids. Lineage: Eukaryota; Fungi; Ascomycota; Sordariomycetes; Xylariales; Hypoxylaceae. The transcript is spliced from 2 exons.